This is a messenger RNA of Aspergillus alliaceus, 3210 nucleotides long. It is a transcript of the gene hem14, whose product is annotated as oxygen-dependent protoporphyrinogen oxidase. The record is from RefSeq and is a predicted model, not a curated record. Lineage: Eukaryota; Fungi; Ascomycota; Eurotiomycetes; Eurotiales; Aspergillaceae. Gene Ontology annotation, molecular function: protoporphyrinogen oxidase activity, oxygen as acceptor. The coding region runs from base 1 to 3210 and encodes 1069 amino acids. Gene Ontology annotation, cellular component: mitochondrial inner membrane. Gene Ontology annotation, biological process: heme biosynthetic process. The transcript is spliced from 5 exons.
AUGACUGCGGUGGUCGCUGUUGGCACCCCCCUUGCGGAGGCCUUGAGUAAUGUGAUUCAACCGAAACUAGUAGAAAUGGGAUGGAGCUCCGAUGGCGGCGAUGAUUCAGCAUUAACCGAAUACGUGAUCCUCAUGCUUGUCAAUGGCAAAACACAGGAACAGAUCGCUGGCGAACUCUCAAAUGAUCUCCUUGGACUAGGCGAAGGAGAUACACAAGCCCUUGACUUCUCGCGAUGGCUCUUCGACCAGGUCGAGACCCUCAAUCAACAGAUCAACGGCGGGGGUGUUCUCCCUUCAAUUGAGACCGACUCUGCGCAGGCCAUUCCAUCAUUCAACGACCAGGAGGCAACCCCAAUUCAACAGAUGAAUGCGGGAUUUUCGGGAGAUGGUACCAUGGAUGCCGAUUUGAGCAUGGGUGACUCUGGAGCUGCGAACGACACGAUACCCACAGGACCAAAGGCGAUGCGCAACAAUCGUCAAGGUGGGAGGGGCAGGAUGCUCAAUCAAAUAAACAGACAGCUAGACCGCAACGACUCUGCGUUACAUCGCGUUCGUGGCCAAGGUGGUGGUGGACGGAUCAACUCUCAUGGCCGUGAUCAUACAAAGGGUCGCUUCCAUCAGCAUGGUGGGGGAAGGAUGCAAAGUGGACGUCAAAUGGGCGGAAUGGGUAUGGGGCCUAAUCCCAUGGCGGGUGGCCCAGGGAAUAUGAUGAACAUGACGCCACAUGAUCAGAUGCAGCUCAUGUCUCUACUUGAAGAACAAGCAAGGAUGAUGGCUCAAUUUAUGCCGGGAUUCGUGUCUCCUGCGAUCAACCCAGCUUUCCAACAGAACGGACCGCAGCAGGGUCGCUCAUUGUUCGACCGCGUGGAACGUCAACAGGGACGUCGGCCACAUGGAAACUUUGGCAAACGAGACGAACAAAACGCCGAUACCGAAAUGGACAUGAAGACAGACCAGGGCGGAGAACAGGAUGAAAGUAAUACGGACUCCGUUUGUCGCUUUAACCUCCGCUGUACCCGGAGAGAUUGCCCUUUUGCACACCAGUCGCCGGCUGCCCCCGAGGGUACUAACAUUGAUUUGUCCGAUGCAUGCCCCUACGGAGCCGCUUGCAAGAACAGGAAGUGUACCGCGCGUCAUCCUUCACCAGCUGUCAAGUCGGCACACCAAGCGGAAGAGCUGUGCAAAUUCUUCCCUCAUUGUGCGAACCCACACUGCCAUUUUAAACAUCCUUCGAUGCCUCUAUGCCGGAAUGGCGCCGACUGCUCGGUUGAGGGAUGCAAGUUCACUCAUGUCCAGACCCCAUGCAAAUUCAACCCUUGUCUUAACCCUUCGUGCUCCUACAAGCAUGCCGAGGGCCAGAAAGGGGCGUUUACGGACAAGGUAUGGACCGCUGAUGGGCAGCAAAAGCCGCAUAUGAGACUACCAUGUGCCCCUAGCCGUGCACUUAGGGGGUUGCGCACGCCAUUGGCGUUCGCCCGCAUCGGCCAGAGACAUUCUUCACAUACCUCAACGUACGAUGCUGCGGUCAUUGGCGCCGGCAUCACCGGCCUCACGGCAGCCUAUCGACUAUCGCAGGACCCCAAUUGCUCCAAGGUCACACUCUAUGAGAAGACUCCUCGUGUAGGGGGCUGGUUGCUGUCAGAAAAGAUUCCGGUCGAAGGUGGGAACGUUGUUUUUGAGUAUGGCCCGCGGACCUUGCGGACUUCAGUCCCCGCGUGCCUACCCCUUCUUGAUCUGCUCGUCGAACUAGGACUACAUGAUGAUGUUCUCUUGACGAGCAAGUCGUCGCCUGCCGCACGGAAUCGCUAUAUCUACUACCCCGAUCACCUCGUUCGCAUGCCUGCACCGGACCCCGAUGCCGGCCCGAUCCAAAAUAUCACAAACCCACUAUAUGCUAUGCUACGUGAGCCGGUCUUCGAGGGCUUACUUGGUAGUGCUAUCCUCGAACCGGUUCGUGCCCCCCCGGAGUCCAGGACACCAGACGAAUCCAUUGCCAACUUUGUAUCGCGCCGGCUAUGUCCGCAAGUGGCGGACAAUCUUGUUUCAGCGUUAUACCAUGGCAUCUAUGCGGGUGAUAUAAGUCGUCUAAGCGCACAGACAAUCAUGGGUAGCUUCCGCGACCUUGAGAACGAUGACCGCCGAGUUAUCGGAGGCUAUAUUAACUCUCUAAUGUCGGAUUUCAGGCAUAUGUUCAUGGAUGAUCUGUUGGCCCUCGAAACCGUACCACAGGAGAAAACGGGAUCCUAUUGGAAAAGCCUGCGGACGCUUGUCAACAAGACAAGCGUUCUGACGCUGAAGGAGGGUGUGGGUCAGCUCUCCGAUGCUUUAGUUGGUGCUUUGAACAAGUCUGAGAAGGUUGAUGUUUUGGCGAAUACGGACGUAACGUCCAUUACUCAAAACCCUACUACUCACGAUUUGGUUGUUGGAUCUGGGCAGGAUAGCUCUCGAGUCCAUAACCGCGUGAUUGCCACAAUUCCAGCUCCUGAUCUCGCAAAGAAGCUCGCCAACCUCACAACGCAAGACCAGAAACUACCUCAAGGUACUAUUCGAAAUCUGCAAGAGCACAACUAUGCGGUAACGGUUAUGGUUGUCAACCUGUAUUAUCCAAACCCGGACCUCCUUCCGGUCAGCGGUUUUGGAUAUCUGAUCCCGCGGUCCAUCCCUUAUGAGCAGAAUCCCGAAAGGGCAUUGGGGGUCAUAUUUGGGUCCGAUUCUAGUGUCGGUCAAGAUACUGCACCAGGAACUAAACUUACAGUGAUGAUGGGUGGCCAUUGGUGGGAUGGGUGGAAGGAAUCAGACUAUCCAGACCAUGAGACAGCUGUUGCGAUGGCCCGUAAAUUGCUUCACCGGCAUCUUGGAAUUACGGAUGCGCCCACUGUAACAAGAAGUCGGCUACAGCGGAAUGCCAUUCCUCAGUAUACUGUUGGGCAUCUAUCUCGCAUGCGUGAGCUCUCGCGUUCUACACGCCACGAGCUCAAUAACAGACUCACACUGGCAGGAAGUUGGUACAAUGGUGUUGGUGUGACUGAUUGUAUCCGGCAGGCGUAUCUAUCCGCGUCGUACGGCGUCGGCGCUCGGAAGCUGGGCCCCGGUGACGGCGAUCGCCCCUGGAGGAGGUUUGACUAUGAAAGAUGGGAGUUGGAGGGUGGCAUAGUUACUUCUCCUGUACGGUGGGCUGAAGUGUACAGAUCCGAACGCAAACAUUUCUGA